AUGGAUUCUGGGUCAACAAAAGUAUUAUUAAAUAGUAGUCACCAUCAUGGUGGUAAUAGUCAUCAUCAAUAUCAUGUUGGUGGUAGCAAUGUUAAUGUUGGAAUGAAGAGAAAAUCGACUUCAUCAAACAAUACUGGAAAUUAUAUCUCAUCAUAUAUGUCGAAUAGUAAUGGUGUGGUAAAUUAUAAUACAAUGCCAAUGGUAGUAACAUCUAAUCAAACUUCAACAACAACAACAACAGCAACAAUGAUGAUGACAAGUGGAGGCUGUGCAAAAUGUGGCGGUAAAAAAAGACAUUCUAAAACAUGUAUAUAUAGAAGAAAUGAUGAUGAUGAUGCAAUUGUACCAUCAAAAGAUGUAAUACAAAGAUUGGAUGUCGCAGCUUUGAAAAGAUAUAAAAAACAUUAUAGAUUAAAAACUAAACACAACUCAUCAAAAGCGGAACUUGCAAGUAUUGUAAGAUCACAUUUUGACGGACUUCCAGUAAAUGAAGGUGAAAUCAUCGAAAAUUUUAUGGUUAAAGUUAAAAAAAUGGUUUAA
Dictyostelium discoideum AX4 is the source of this 540-nucleotide messenger RNA. RefSeq lists its product as hypothetical. The coding region runs from base 1 to 540 and encodes 179 amino acids. The record is from RefSeq and is a predicted model, not a curated record. Lineage: Eukaryota; Evosea; Eumycetozoa; Dictyosteliales; Dictyosteliaceae. The transcript is spliced from 2 exons. Gene Ontology annotation, cellular component: nucleus.